CGGGCCGGGAUGCGGCGCUAGGUCGCCGGGCUUCCGGGCCGCGGGCCGCGGAGAUGCCCACGCACGUGAUUGCUGAGAGACCGAGUCAUCCUUUUGACAAACGAGUCAAUCCCGGCACUGGGCUGCGUGGAAAGUCGUCCGGACAGCGCUUCAUGAUGGAUUUCCUCUUGGCUUCUGCCCCGUGACUCUGCUUUCAAACCAGAGAUUCUCCGACCCAGCGAACAUGGCUUACCAGAAGUUGAGGCUGACCUAUGCGUGCCUGCUGUUGGUGGGAGCGCUGUGCUUGUAUUUCAGCAUGGCUCCUUAUAAAGAAGAGCCUUUCGUUUUCAAGAAAAAAUACGGGACGUUCCUUCAGCUCCCAGAUAUCGAUUGCAGGCAAGAUCCUCCCUUCCUUGUCCUGCUGGUGACUUCAUCCCACAAGCAGGUGGCCGCUCGCAUGGCCAUCCGGAAGACGUGGGGGGGAGAGAGGACAGUGAGCGGGAGGCGGGUGAGGACAUUCUUCCUCCUGGGGACCACGGCCAACCAGGACGAGAUGAGCGUGGUGGCCCAGGAGAGCCAGCAGCACGGCGACAUCAUCCAGAAGAACUUCAGGGAUGUCUACUUCAAUCUGACCCUCAAGACCAUGAUGGGCAUGGAGUGGGUCCACUACUUCUGUCCUCAGGUGGCUUUCGUGAUGAAGACGGACUCGGACAUGUUUGUGAACGUCCACUACCUGACCGAGCUACUCCUGAAGAAGAACAGGACAACGAGGUUUUUCACAGGCUUCCUGAAGCUCAACGAGUAUCCCAUCAGGAAGAAGUUCAAUAAGUGGUUUGUGAGUAAAUAUGAAUACCCCUGGGACAGGUACCCGCCCUUCUGCUCUGGCACCGGCUACGUCUUCUCCAGCGACGUGGCCAGCCAGGUGUACAACGUCUCCGAGAGCGUCCCCUUCAUUAAGCUUGAGGAUGUCUUUGUGGGGCUCUGCCUGGCAAAGCUGCAGAUCCGGCCCGAGGAGCUCCACUCCCAGCAGACGUUCUUCCCGGGGGGGUUACGCUUCUCCGUGUGCCGCUUUAGGAAGAUCGUGGCCUGCCAUUUCAUCACACCCAAGGAGCUGCUGAUCUACUGGCAUGUCCUGGAGACCUCCCAGGAAGACUGUCCCGAGGUCUGAGUGGAGCCCAGUGGCACGUGGGUCCAAGAUCUUGGAUGGCGCUGCUGAGAAUCCUCAGGGGUACAGACGGAGUGAGAAGGACGUAGGGAGCAGGACCCUGAGGACACUGUUCUCAGGGCUCCAGACCCAAACUAGAAUGAAUGUGCGCUUAAACCAAGCUGCCCCAGGCAACACCCGCCCCACCUCUGGAGCACUGGGCUCCGGCUGAGCACCUGGUCCCCUCCUGCAUUGGCUCAUUUCAGGGCUCAGCGUCCCUGGGGGGUGGUGGGCACUGUGCUUCCUAUUUUACAGAUAAGGAAACAGUAGCUACGGAGGUACAGCCGCUGUCCCAAGGUUUAUAGCCAGCCGAGGUUGACCAGGCGUGGAAGCUGAGCAGGAAUCUGGCUGGCAGCCCCCAGCGGGGUCCCUCUGUCCCUCGGGAGAGGGUGGUGUUGUAAAGGCUGAGGAAGGCCUGGCAGCUGCACCCCGGCUCCCUUUCCAGAGAGCCCCUCCACUCCUGGCCUGAUGCUUUCCAGUGCUGAGACAGACUCCAGUCUGUCUCCAGUUCCUUACGUCCCUGGGGAUGACGGAGCUGGGCCCUGAGUCCUCAUUAGCGUUGCGGUACUCAGCCCUGGGCACAUCCCCGAGGGUAGGCAUGCCUGCGUGGCUGCAGCCCUCGUCCAGCUUCAGGUGGCAACUGACUUGACGACUUCGUCGGUUAGACUCAGAAGCCGCUUCCAGGGUUGCCUGUUGCGACUGGCCACACUGCUGAUGUCCCCAGGGUUGUGAUGCCUGUCCCCAGCCUUCAGGGACACCUGGUCUCUUUGCUGCAGGUCAGUGGGACGAGCCAUAGCCCUGGAGUACUUUAGGGCACUGAGUUCAGACUGAAGGCCGCUGGGCAUGCUGGAUUCCAGGAACUUGCUGGGCAUUUGGCUAGACCACAGCAAGCCGCUUUCAAGGACCCCGUAUUUACAAAACACUAAGAUUGACCCUGGUCCCAGGGAGUCUCCCUGUGUCUACGUCCCCCAACCUGACCCCAGGUCAUCGUCACUGAAUUUAUCACAUGGCCAAGGACCCACUGAGUCCUGUGGUUUGGAAUUUAACCUCUUUUCUCUCCCCCAGAGGAUUGUGUGAGCCCAUUUUGCAGGGCUGCGUGAACAGAGGGCACUUCUCUGCUAGGACUGUGACCAUUUGGCCACUGCCAGUGAUACAGAGUGUCUUGCUCCUCAUUAAGGAACUGUGUGUUGUGGUUUUUUUUUUUUUUUUUUAACUCUUUACUUUACCAGGCUUCAUGCUACUGUGGAACUGGCCAAUGUCGGGCUGAGCUCUUGCUGGCCCUCAGGAAAGGCAAUGUGCUGCAAAGGUCUGGUGCCCAUUCUGCACGGCAUUUCUCGUGUCUGGCUCGUGCUGUGGCCUCGUGGAUGUUCUCCUCGUCCUGGCUGCUCUGAACGUGCGGGCGUGUUCAGAAGCGCCUCCGCCUCAGUGGGAACAUGAGGGGUGCAAUGGUUUCUGGAGCCCAGGUUUUGCCAUGAGCCUGGGCCCUUGGUUCCCGGGGACUGACUGCCUCUGAUUUGUCAGAUGAUGGUGCUUUGAAGUGAAGGACUGUCUGGCAGGAGGCCAGGGCCUGUGUCCAGUAUGGGUCUGUGGCCACUGGUCUCAGUGGGUGAUCUGAGGUUGGCGUGGAUGGUCUAGCACCAGCCUGAGCCCUUGGCAAAGGGACAGGUGAGGACAGGUGUGGGCUCCUUCCACAGCCUCCGUGUGUUCUUCAAGGAUCUUCUGCAAAACCUUGACUCCCACGGUAUUUCUUUAUUCCAUGAUCUAGAACUUGAGGGGACCUUAGUGCUCACCCAGCCCUCCUCCUCACUUAUGUAGGAUGAGAGAAGCUCAGAGGGACCCAGAGGCUGCUCACGGCUCCCAAGCUGUGGAAUGCAGGCUCCUGCUGUUUGGGUCCCAGGACCUGAGAGGAGGACCCCGUGAAAGCGUGGAUGGGGGCAGAGAGUCUGUGCUUUCCCAGUGACACCCAGUGGGACUGGAGAGGGGUGGGUGGCCGCACAGUGGCUUCACUCACGGGCAUCAGAGAGGAGUGGUCUCGAGAGCAGACGCGGUGUGCUCUGCCUCAUCUGAAUGCUCACGACCACUGCCCGGGCAGCUGGCCGCCAGGGUCCGUGGUUUGUAGAUGAGGAGUAGCCAGAAAGUAUCAGAAACAGGACGGGAUCCGGAGCCCUGGGGCCACUGUGUGAGUCACAGCACUGCCCUGGGCCUCCCAGGCUGUCAGCUGGCCCCUCCCACAGUCCUGGGGCUGGCUGGAGCUCACCCAUUGACUGCUCCACCUGCGCUCCUGGGGACCCUUCUCAGACUCCUCCGGCCACCACGUGUCACCCACCAGAUCCUGGAGAGCCGCGGGGCUCCAGCGGCCUCUGCUUUUGGACUCAAGUCCCAGCUGGUCUCAUCUGGAGGCUGGGCCUCCUGCUCUGGACCUCACUCUCCUCCCCUCCAGCCACCUCCCCUCUGUGGGAUCACCCCCUGGGCACACAGACCAGCUGCCCCUCCCCGUCUAACAGCAGCAAAGCAGCAUGCCACCGCCCCCACCCCCAGCUGCAGGCUUUGAGCUCCUCCAGGGUCCUCCUGAAAUCCCCCCAUCAGAUCACAGCCCCCUCGCCCCACAGCUUUGGCCUUGCUGGGGCAGGUCUCAGUCCUCCUCUGACAGGGCCUGGCCGGGAGUGGUCACUUCCUGGACAGUUCUAGGAACCAGCGUCCAGGACGCCUCCUGGCCUUGGCUCCUGGCCUUGCCAGUUCCAUCUCUUCUGCCCGUUCUUCCUUUUGCCCUGGCGUCCGGGCUGCAGUCUGUGGGCUCAGCCCAGCUGCCCUGUCCUUGGGGAGACCCAGUCCUCGGGGCCUCGUCCUGUGUUCUAAAUGUCCUCGCUGUGUUGGCGGCACCUCGCUUGUCCCCAGCGGGUCCCCUCUGGUCUUCCAUCUCUCAUGUCCCCUGUCUACAUACUUUUACAUGGUGAGCACAGCCACCCCAGCCCCUCCCCGCUGCCUUCCCUGUCUCAGCGAGUGGACACUCUCUCAGUGGCCACUCCGUCCUUCCCGUGGCUCCAGGCAAAAGUCUUGCAGGUGUUGCUGGGCUGCAAGGCUGCUGCCUCUGCCCUCACCCCGGGUCCACCUGGUGCCCCUCACCACUGCCACCCUUGCUCACCCGCCACCUCUCACCUGCAGUCCUGCAGUGGCCUCCCGCCUGGACCCUCAGCCUCCCUCACUGCAUCGCCUUAGUCUGUCCCCGGAGUGAGUCUCCAGAAGUGUGGAGCAGAGAAUGUGCUAUGACUUGACUGUGUCCCCGAGUUCUUGUGUUGGAAACUGAAUCCCCAAUGCAGUGUGUUAGGAGGCGGGGCCUGUUGGGGGCGGGGCCUAACCGAGGCACUCAGGUGUGGAAAGCUCCGCCCUCAUGAGUGCACUAGUGUGGUUAUUGCAGGACUAGGUUGUUACGAAAAUGAGUUGCCCCCCUCCCUUGCUUGCUGGCUCUCCCCUCCUCUAGCUCUUCCACCUUCCACUGUGAGAUGAUGCAGCACAGAGGCCCUCUCCAGAUGCUGGAUCCUGCUCGUGGACUUUGCAACUUCCAGAACUGUGAGCCAAACAUACUUCUUUUCUUAUUAAGUUUUCCACUUUCAGGUGUUAUGUGAUAGUAACACAAAAUGGAAUCUCACUUCUUUGCUCAGAGACCCCAGUGGCUUUCCGUCUCCCAGUGAAAGCCACAUUCUUCGUACCGUCAUCUGCCUCUGUUGUUCCCUUACAGUCUCCCCUCACUCACUCUGGCUGUUCCCUGACCAGCAGUACUGCUCCGGCCGCAGCGGUCUCUGUGCCCUUUCUUGAACAUCCACCUCGCGGUCUUUGCAGACUGUUCCCUCUGCCAGGAAAACUCUUUCCUCAGAUAUUCUCAUGGCUCACUCCUUUCCCCCUCAAAUCAGAUGCUACCUUCUCAACGAGGACUACCCCGACCUCCUUAUAAGAAAUCGCCGCUCUCUCCGCGCGCAUCCCUCCGUGCCCUGGUCUGACGGGGCAGUACUGUGUGUGACGGACGACGAGCCUCCGGUGUUUAUCGAUCACGUUCACUUGACGUGGGUGUGAGCUUCGUGGUCUCUGCUUUCCCCGCGGACACACACUGAGUUCUUGGCGGGUUCUAGCUCGGGGUAGACGAUAACAAGUUUUGUUGAGUGGAACCAGAUUGACCUUCAUGGACGGUGCUUAGAGGAAGAGGUGACCCUGGACUGGAGGAGUGGAGUCUCCAAGACACGAAUGCACUGGGUUCCAGCUGAGUCCGUGAGUGCGUGUGUGUUACCGUCCCCCCAACCAAAGACAGGGACCUGCUCUACGGCAGCGCCCCCUGACCUCUGUGAGGGGCAGCCUCAGGUGGCAAGGCAGACAGGGCGCGUGGCCUGGGGGCCCGACUUCAGCCCCACGGGCCGCCACCUUGCCUCAGCCACGCCCGCCUUCCUCUCCUUGAUGAUUUUAGCAAUCGGCCCCUUUUCCUCAGCCCGUGGACUCUUAGUUCCUGAGGACAAUGACCCAGAACCACGGCCCUGGGGCCCCCGGAUUCUCCAGCCUUCCUGUGCGGGAUGUGUGGGCCCCAGGUCACCCUCCCUGUGUGCUUAGAUGCCGUCAACUGGAAUGAGCGAGGAAGCCCUUCCCAGGGCAGGGGGCGUUGCUGAGCUUCUUGAGGAGGGAGCCGUUGAGAUCCGGCCUCUUCCCCUUAUUUUUUGCAUGGAAAGCCUGGGUUUUGGGAGCUGGUGCCUCAAUUCUGUGCCCAGUGGCAGUGGAGGAGAGUGGACCUCCUGACCCUCAUCUUGGCACAGAGGACACCUUGCUAUACAGCUUAUGAGAAAAUUCACUCCCGCUCGUCUGAAAACACACUGCGGUAGCCGUACACCCCGCUGGGUAAAGAGGAGCGAGAAUCCAAGACCGCAGACACUCGCAGGUCCCCCCGAGUCUUGCCCCCAGUUCAGACGUUAGCCUCAGGUCUCCUGGCUCCCAGUAGGGAGGUGCCAGAGGGCCACCCCUACAGCCAGACUCCAGGCCUCCUCCCCCAGGCCCCGGCUUGCCCAGCUCUGGGUCUCAGGAAAGGUCUUCAACCUCCACCUGUCCACUCGGCCUGGCCAUCCUUGCACCGUGCCGCCCCCAUCUUGCCUCUGCCCACGUCUGAUGUUGCCAGUUCUGCAGGUUUGGCCUCUUCUCCUUGUUGGCCCUAGAACUUUGUCUAGGCCACCAUCUUGGUUCAGCUGAACUCAGGCCACCUCCUCCUGACCCGUCUCACAGGCCCUCCUUCCAGAGUGAUCGUGUGUGUGUGCACGUGUGUGCCGGUGUGGUCGUGCCGGGCUCUGCCACUGAGCCUCAUCCCCGGCUCCAGAGCACUUUUCAGAAACGGCAGGUCUAAUGACAAAGCCCAGAUGUCCCGAGGGCAGAGCCUCCUGGCCUGGAGUCAGUGAAUGUGAAGGCCACACACCUGCAGGCUGCAGGGAGUGACGUGUGGCAAGAGCAGCAGCUGUCCCUGCUUCGGACGUCACUGCCCAUUUGAUGAACUUCGCGGUGACCUCUGUCUGCAGUUACCUUCGCCACGCCACCUAUGAGCGGCCUCAGAGGCGAGCCCCAGCUCCUGCUGGGUGUCCACCUCUGCCCCAGCUGUGCCAAAAGCCUGGCCCGGAGCUGAAUUGAGCUUCUAAGCAAAAUUAUUUAAUUCUCAAAAGUUUUUGAUUCCUUUGAGUAUGGUCAUUUUUGUACAAAAAAAUAGGCACACGCGUACUUUGGCUUUUAAAGUAAUGUAUUAAAUUUUUUUCCCCCUCAAGUUUCAGACUUCAGCUAAGAAAAGGAAAAUACAAAGGGACUCUGGGUUUAGCAAGAAUAAUGUGCGUUAAUAUACUUGUGUGCACGGAGCCAACCUCAGUCGGAAUGAGUGAAAUAGACCAUGGAAAGGGCAGCUGUUGGGUAUUUAGAAUUUAGUCUGAGGCUCCAGCAUGACGCUGGGGGACCCUUAAUCCCCAGGACCGUGUUGUCUGGAGCAGUCUGCAAGUUCUGUGGGAUCGCUCCCUGGGUCUGCAUUUUAGCUUUCUUACCUACUUGCCUUGGUUUUCUCAUUUGAAAAAUGGUUCCUACCUCCAGGGAUACUUGUGUGGGUUAAACGAGAUGGAAGAGACAUUGCUCAGCAUGCCAUAGUAAGGUGCUCAGUAGAUGUAGGUGCUUGGGAUCAUUGUCAGUGCUUAGGCUGUGCCUUGGGGUGGGCGGUAUGGUGGUGUAAAUAGUGUUCUCGGUGGUGUGCACCACCAGGCAUGCUGACCUGUGUGCAAACCAAGAUUUCUGCAGAGUGCCCUUAGGCCCUUGCUCCUUCCCUUCCUUUGAAUCCUUCCUGCAACUCUUGGAGGAGUUCUUCUGUCCUUGACAUUCUUCGAAGUCACACAGCACUGUGUUCUGGACGUGAGUUCAGAACAUGUGAAAAUCUGACCAAAGCAAAGAUGGGAGGGGAGGGUGUCUUAGAAAUCAUGUGCCGUGUCCAAAACCAACCCCAGUAAACCUUCUUUCAUAGAUGAGGAAACCGAGGCUCAGAAAAAUGGAGUGACUUUGCCAAGUCCUCCAGCGAGUGGACCAUCCAGGGCUGGAACUUGGCAUCAGAAACCCCGGCAGCCAUUCACUUUUAUUUAUCCAUUUCUUGGGCAGAUUCGCUCGGUGCUUUGACAGGAGGUCAUGAGUGAGGGUCAAGCUGAGGGUCAGGGCUGUGGGUUUUCCAAAAGAGCUUCCACCAAGCGAAUGCGCCGUGUUCAGAGGAUGCUGGGCUGCUGUUCCUCGACAGCUGGACGAGCAGGCAUCUGCUCAUUGCCUUUUCUGUGGACAGAUGUGGUCCACUGUGUCCACACUGCUGUCUCAUUGAAGACCUCUGUGGCCAGUGCAGGUGGCUAUUCUGAUUUUAACCAAGCCUUGGUCUGCAGAGCAGUUGGGUUUAGUGGGACUUGGUAACUGGCCCAGUGGCUGUUGGUCUUCAUGUGUGGCCUCCGUGAGCAGCCUCACAGGGUGUGGUUGGCACGUCUCCCCAUGGCAUGCCUCCCCCGGAAGCUCAGGGCUGGUCACCCGAGGAGCUGCCAUCUUGUCCCUCGUCCUGGUUGCUGCCAGAUGUUGACCAGAGUGUCAUUCUCCUCUUUCCUGGUCCUCUCCAACCUAAGGAUUGGCCCUGGGUCAUGUGUGGCUUUCCAAGAGCCCUCCUGUUUUGCUGGGUCCCCUCCCCGUCCUGUCCUGGCUAGCUGGUCACUGGAGUUUCCCUCCGUCAGCUGGAACAAGUGUCCGGCUUCAGAACACAAACCCCUUCCAUCUGUCCUCCUGCUUAACAGGACGCUCAGCUCCAGGUGUCCGCCUGUGUGUGUGUAUGUGUGUGUGUGUGUGUGUGUGUAGGGGGAGAAAGCGAAAUCUGGGGAUCUAUGUAUGUAGUGCACCAGGCUGUUGGGUUGUUCAGGAGUGGGGAGCAGGUGCCCCCCGUUUUCUCAGCUGUCAGGGUGAUCUGUGGCAUUUGAGAGGUCUCCCCUGUCCUCACCUUUGCACAGUGACGUGCACACUCAUUACACAAGGACGGCACACCAGGCCUGGAGCCGUGGAAGCCUGAACUGCAGGAACUGCUCGGAGUCCGUGUCAGAGCCUUCCCAAGCUCGACCUUGGGGCUGUUUGGAGUGAGAGUGAGAUAAGGUGAGGCCGACCCAGCGUCCUCCUGAGCCUGGGUGGUUUCCAUAAGCAGAGACGUGCAGGGAGUGCUCUUAGCGUCCCCUCCCUUACCGCUCAGCCCACAGUUGCCAUAGGAAAGAACGGCGGGCCUCGGUGGCUCUCCCGGACGCUCCACACUGGGUCCCUGGCUCCGAGGUGGAUUAAAUAAUCAACAAGCCCAAGGAUGCACUAUCACAGCCGCCGUGCAUCCUUUUAGAUAGAUGAGAUGCUGGUUGUGUUUUCUCGUGUCUCCCAUUAGGAAGGACCUCUUCCCAUCAUGGACAUAUUAAGAAUGGGUUUCAGCAGGAUGGACGUGUUGGCCAUUUCCGAGGCUGUCUCUCUGGAAAUGGGGAGUUCUUGUGGCCUUACUCCUCUCUCUGUCCUGGCUCCUGGCUCGGGCCUGGUGGAGGGGAGGUACUUGUACUGAUCUCUUGGUCCUCAGGGGACUUCCCAAAGGAGGUAUCUGAGCACCAGCGAGGUAGUGCCCUGGCGUUAGAGUGCUGGACUGGACGUGGGUGCCAAGGUCCCUGCAGACACCUGAUCCUGAGGCCUGUAGUUGAUUGCUGAUAUCUGUUUAUGUUCUCCAAGACUCAGACACCUGCUGUGAACUCAGGAAAGAUCCCCCUGGGCUGAAGUGUAUUUAAAAUGAACCGGUAUGUCUCUGGGGCACGAAAGGUCCCCUGUUGUGUUGGGAGUGAGGAUGGAAGGAACCCUACCUCGUGGCUGCUGGGAAGUUACACCUGAGUCUAUCUACUUUCCUGCUUUUGAAGUUUGAUUCCAGAAGGGGCCCCGGGCGCUCUGAGAUUGACCCUGAAGGCCAAGGGUGAGCCAGGCUGCCUUUGGCAUGGCGAAGAGCCAGAGGGCUGGGCGAGCUCACACAAUGGGGAAGACAAAUGCCUCUGACCAAAAACUAGCUUUUAAUUAAUUAACAUAUCCCCCACUUAUCAGGCGUAAUCCCUUCUAAGCAGAGUAGAGGGCGGGGCCACAGCUCAGUGGUAGAACACCUGCCUCCCUAGAGCGAGGGCCUGGUUCCAGCCCCAGCACUAUCCAUCCAUCCACCCAUACAUGCACACUACACGUACAUACAUGCUAUGCAUACAUACAUACAUACAUGCGUACAGGUAGGAAGGACCCAUUCCACAGGCCAAUAUAACUUUUUGUGCCAUACAUUUGGUCCUUAGUGCCCAGGUGUGUGCCCCGGCCUCAAGUGCUCAUACUCAGUCCACCACUGAGGGCUGCCCCUGCCGUCAUAUCGUGGGACCCCAUCCAUGUUCCUACCUUGGUCAAGACCUCAGUGCCUGAGGCAUGCAGGCUUCUGAUGAUCAGCCAUGUGAUGUCAACACCACUCGAAAAUGCACCUGGCAAGUCCAUGUGAAGCCCGAUGACCCCAGGAUCCAGUCCCUUGGUGCCCAAAGAGGCAGACCAAGGAAGUAGCGCCAGCCUUGGUCACAGUCUGCCCUGAGGACAGCCAGCUGGGGGAGAGGUGGUUUGUUUUACUUGGUCCAAUACGACAUCAAGAAAAUCCACAGUGAUUCGAAAGGUCACUAAGGCUGUCGCUCAGUGGUAGAGCGCUUGCCUAGCAUGUGUGAGGCACUGGGUUUGAUUCUCGGCACUGCAUAUAAAUAAGGGUCCAAAUAAGUAACACCAACUUUGUUUUAAAAAAAAAUAAAAGGGGCUGGGGAUGUGGCUCAAGCGGUAGCGCGCUCGCCUGGCAUGCGUGCAGCUCGGGUUCGAGCCUCAGCACCACAUACAAACAAAGAUGUUGUGUCCGCCGAAAACUAAAAAAUAAAUAUUAAAAAUUCUCUCUCUCUCUCUUUAAAAAAAAAAAAAAGAUGUCAUUAAAGGGUAAUCGAGGACCCUUUGUGGUCAAAUUUUGCUUUUUCUAAAUGAUUUGAAAUUCAAUUUAUAUGUCACUGAGGGGUAUUUGAAACUGUCAUCUCCUGAAUAUUAGGAGAAUCUACCAGACCUUAUGACGUCACAUUUUGGGAGUGGUAUGUGUGUUUAUUUAUGACUUGUCAAAAUGGUGUUUAUCGUUAAUAAAGGUUAUUAGCUUAGCGUAAUGACUUGGAUGGCUCUAAGCUGUAGAUAGAGAUGAUAAACUUGGGCUCUUUCUGAAAAGCCAGUGGUGUCUGGUCUACACUGGACCAUCUUUUUUUUUUGAAAAAAUCUUUUCUCAUAUGAAUGUUUUCUAUAUUUAUUUUGUGUUUGGAAAAAUAUUUUUGAAAUUUGAAAGGUCUAUUGAGCAACUUUGCCAUGCUCCCCCUCGUAAGAGUUGGGGAGCCCUUGUCUCCCCUGGAUUUUGGAAGGCCCACAUCUGGGGGAGUGGAGAGGGCCAGGGCUGGAAUCACAGAUCUGGGCCCUGAGGCAGGCAGACUUUGGAAUUUUUUUCUCUCAGGUAUAUUUUUCUAUCAUUUCUAUCAGUUUGUGAAUUCUAUGAUUAUACCUUUGGAGUCUGCAAGGGUCACGGUGAGGUGCAGAUGGACUCCUGAUGUUUCCAAGUGUCAUUUAAAAGGAAAUAAAAUGACGAAAGCAGGUGCGUUUUUCUUUGGCGUUCGUUAGCAAGUUUGUUACAGUUUCUGCCAUACCGGGUGGAGAUCCCUGUCCUGCGGGUCCCUGUCACUGACACUGUGCAUCC
Molecule: messenger RNA, 11492 nt
Organism: Marmota monax (woodchuck)
Lineage: Eukaryota; Metazoa; Chordata; Mammalia; Rodentia; Sciuridae
Gene: B3galt5
Product: beta-1,3-galactosyltransferase 5
Exons: 3
Coding region: 224-1147 (307 amino acids)
Cellular component (GO): membrane
Molecular function (GO): N-acetyl-beta-D-glucosaminide beta-(1,3)-galactosyltransferase activity
Source: RefSeq, a predicted model, not a curated record